AUGAUUGGAAAAUCUUCAAAGGUAAAACAACAACACAUUGUUACAUUCAUGACACCACCUACUCCAUACCAACAAUCAGGAAUCAUCGAUAAUAGUUUCCGUGUAACUAGUUGGUCCGAUGAAACAAAGGUUUUAUCGGGUACAAUUGAUGUUAUCUUUAAAUCAAACUUUGAAUUGGGUAAAUCAUAUUUAGCGAUCAACAUUUAUGACAGGAAUAACCCAUUCUCGGACCACCAGACCCGCGAGAAUACAAUCUAUAGAACAAUUGUAGACUGUGGCGUCAAAGAAAAGCUUGUCACUGUAUCAUUUACAGUAACUCUUUCUCGAGAUGCUCGUGUCACCCUUCAAGUCUCACUUGGAAUGUAUUGUUCACCAAGCCACUUUGAUUUAGGUAUCGAUGAAUCUUCUGGUGAAUCAACAAUCACUUGA
This is a messenger RNA of Cavenderia fasciculata, 429 nucleotides long. RefSeq lists its product as uncharacterized. The record is from RefSeq and is a predicted model, not a curated record. The coding region runs from base 1 to 429 and encodes 142 amino acids. NCBI's taxonomy places the organism in Eukaryota, Evosea, Eumycetozoa, Acytosteliales, Cavenderiaceae. The transcript has a single exon.